CCCAUGUCGAACUGGUACUUUUGCGAAUUCUACUGGAUCUAGCAAAUGCACAUUAUGUCCAAUUGGCACUUUUGCGAAUUUUUCCGGGUCUGACGGAUGCACAUGGUGUCAAACUGGUACAUAUGCAAGUUAUACUGGAGCUAGUAUAUGUCUAUCGUGUCCGUUGGGUUCUUAUUCUGAUAAAGCUGGCUCUCAGAAGUGCAGUCGAUGUCCUUCAAGAAAGACCACAGAUUCAGAUGGGGCUACAACCAAAGAUGACUGCAGUGGUGAGUUACACUUUAUUUACGUCCAUAUAUCGUUAAAUGAGGUUUGAUUCAAUCGACUACCGCGGUACCGUUACCAACGAGGAAUGGGUCACUCUUUCCAUCUGAGCUAUAUAUAGCUAUAGAAAUGGUAGCACGUACAAGGGGUGAUCAUUCAAUUUCGAAA
Messenger RNA from Owenia fusiformis, 429 nucleotides. The record is from the annotation of a GenBank genome assembly. NCBI's taxonomy places the organism in Eukaryota, Metazoa, Annelida, Polychaeta, Sabellida, Oweniidae.